GCGGCCGCUCUUCCUUCAUUUGUGUCGGUGUGAUCUCAGUGUGAGCUGCUCCUCUCCUCUCCUCUCCUGUCCUCUCCUGUCCUGUCUGUCCUAGCGUCCGUCCGUCCAUCCAUGCCCGCUGUGUAAACCUGCUCUGUCCGGGAUAUUCUGCUGUUUCACCGGAUCCCAGUGCUGUGGAAUGAGUUUUAUCACCAGCUGGAGACGAAGCGUGAGGAAAAAUGACAGCAAAAAGGAUGCUCAGGAGGCACAGGACACCCCUGAAAGCCCGGACUCCCCGAGUAGGUUGUCAGUCAUGAGCAGUCCAGACCUGGAUCCCAUCAUCACAGACUUCAGGUUACAGCUACCAGACAACAAAGAAGCUCUGGAAGCAACAAGCCCGACGGAUAGGUGCUCGCGGUCAGACCUGUCUCUGGCACUGGAGGACUGUAUGGCUGCCUUGGAUCUGUUUCUCAGAAAUUACUUUGAGGAGGCGCAGGCCCGGCUCAGAUGCAGAACCAAGGACAGCAUGUACCACGCUCUGACCUAUGCCACUAUCCUAGAGAUGCAGGCCAUGAUGACCUUCGACCCCCAACACAUCCUUGCUGCAGGAAACACCAUGAAAGAGGCCCAGGCUAUUUGUCAGCGGCACCGCAAGAAGUCGAGCUUCUCCAAAAGCUUCACAGAAGAGGAACUCCAUGCUGAAGUUUGCUACGCCGAGUGUCUCCUGCAGAGGGCAGCACUCACCUUCCUACAGGAUGAAAACAUGAUCAGUUUCAUUAAAGGGGGAAUCAAAGUGAGAAAUAGCUACCAGACAUACAAAGAGCUUCACACAGUGCUCCACUCUGCUGGAUACACUCAUGGUGACAACCAUGGCCAUUUUGAGGGUGGUGUUAAAUUGGGAGUAGGAGCCUUUAAUCUUAUGAUUUCCAUGUUGCCCACGCGGACGCUCAAGCUGCUGGAGUUUGUCGGUUUCUCUGGUAAUAAGGAGUUUGGUCUGCAGCAGCUUCAGGAGGGCUCUGCAGAAAGCACAUUCAGGUCCUUCCUUUGUAACAUGCUGCUGCUCUGUUAUCACACCUUCAUGAGCUUCAUACUAGGCACUGGGGAAGGAGAUGUUGAAGAUGCAGAAAAACUGCUGCAGCCAUAUCUCAAAAAAUAUCCUAAGGGAUCCAUCUUCUUGUUCUUCGCUGGUCGAAUAGAGGAGAUCAAAGGCAACCUGGAUGCUGCUAUCAAGCGUUUUGAGGAGUGCUGUGAGGCUCAGCAGCAGUGGAAGCAGUUUCACCACAUGUGCUACUGGGAGCUGAUGUGGUGCUUCACAUACAAGAGGCACUGGAAGAUGGCUUACUUCUACGCAGACCUGCUCAGCAAGGAGAACUCGUGGUCUAAGGCUACCUAUGCGUAUAUGAAAGCAGCCUACCUCAGCAUGCUGACGACGGACGAUUGUCUAACUUUUGGCGACACUGCGCUCACUCUGUUCAGGCAGGUUCCAGGGCUAAAGCAGAAAAUAGCUGGCAAGUCUUUACCAACGGAGAAGUUUGCUAUCAGGAAAGCCCGUCGCUACCUCGCAGAAAACCCCAUUCCUCUUCCUGCUCCUCCACUGGAGAUGAUGUACAUAUGGAACGGCUAUACAGUCAUCGGCAAACACAAGGACCUGACAGAGGGCAUGCUGAAAACACUGGAUGAGGCACAGGCUAAACUGGAGAGCAGCCCAAGGACUGAGUUCUCUAUAGAUGAUCAGUGCCUGCUGAGCCUACUGAAGGGACUGUGUCUCAAACACCUGGGGCACCAUGAGGAGGCCGAACACUACUUCACCCUCGUCCUCUGCAAUGAGACUCAGAUCAAGUAUGAUCACUACCUGGUUCCUAAUGCCCUGCUGGAGCAUGGUCUGCUGUGUCUGGAGCAAGGCAGAAAGGAUGAAGCUAUCAAACUCCUAGAAGCAGCAAAGCAAAAUUACAAAAACUACUCAAUGGAAUCACGGACACACUUCCGUAUUCAGGCUGCUCUGCACAAGGCAAAGGGCACUGGGGAGAACGGCAUCCAUGUUCCCUCCAGCCCAUAACAGACAGAGGAGGGCACACUAGAGCAGAGACAGCUUUUUGUUUCUGCAGUCCCACAAUGCAACACUCAGCAUCGCCAAAGCCCCGCCCAUUCAGGCGGGCGAUUUGUUUUUUUUCAUCAGGAGGAUAGGGGAAGAGGUAUCCUUAUUUUUCUUGUGUGUGCCACCCACAGGGGUGCCUGCAGCUCUAUGUGGCCCUGAGUGGUUUAGGUGGGUUUGCUACACCCUCUUCCAGAGAUAUAUUACGAUGAGAUUCAUUUACUCGUGUGAUUUGAAAUAGAGACAAGUUGAGAAAUGUGCCUAUAUUUAAGAAAACAUUGCUUCUAGCAGGCUUAUUUGUCUAGCACCGUGGCCACCCUUAAGGGGUGCACAAGGGUAGAAAACAAGGCCACAUUUGUAUAGUACAUACCGCACAGGGCCUCAAACCUACCCCAGAAUAAAAAUGUGCCCUGUUCAGGGUACUGGGAUGGACCUGAUGGAGCCAGAGUACCAAGCAGCCCAAGAUAAAUUAAUGACAUUAACUCCACCAGGCCAACAGCACUAUUUGGCUUUGCUACUAAGCACUCCCACUACCUUUUAAUGUAAUGUAAAUUAGUGAUUAUUGAUCAAAUGAAUUGAGUAGAUGGAAGAUGACAUAUCAUUAUUUGUUGACAUAGUUUGACACUCAUUAUAUAUUGUAUCAUGUAAAUCAAUACAUAUUCCAUGAGAACUGUGAGACUGUUUUGUACUGUCAUUUUAAAAAUUUUUGUUCACAGGUUUCACCUUUGUUCAGAUUUUUGAUCACCAGUAUGACCAAAUUAGAUGUACAUUCUGAAUGUUGGAUUCAGUUUUCUAACACUACAUAAUCUUUGGUUCGUUGUGUUUCUCGGAGUGUUUUAACAUUUUAUUGUUUAUUUUAAGUUUUCCUCAUUUCAUUGAAACCUAUUGAAACACUGAAAGACAAAAAAAAUAUUUGUUUCUUUAUUAGACUUUCUUUCAGUCUUCUGAAGACUUGAUCAAAUCUACAAUCCUGUUGUAUUUACAGUUAAAUGUAAUGGCUCUUGCACAAAGCUUUGUAAAUCAGCCAGCCACGCAAACUCUCCAUAGUCAAAAAAUGCCUAUCAGACUUGCAGUGAGAGUUGUUCUUUACAUUUAUAUACUGUAAAUGGCACCUUUUACACAAAUUGUCCCGUUUUAAGAGGACAGAUGAAUGUGUCUUUUAGAAAGGCAGACUCCCUCCUUUUCUCCUCCUGGUUAGUGAGACAGGUUCCAACAGUACUUGAGCUUGAACAAAUAGGCCAUUCACGCCGAGCAGCGAAGGACUGCGUGCUUGUCUGCCUGUUGCAUCUUUAGUGGGUGAAGAAGCUCUGAAUGGCAACCACCACAGUCUUCUUGCUUUGUGAACAUCCUCUGCUGCUCAUGUAUCACCCAUGCUUGACUAGAACCACCUAUAGAAAGACUUGAACAUCAUAACCACGAUCCUGUGUCAAAUAAUAAUCUGUACAUGAACAAAUACUUGUAAUGAUUGAAAUGAUAAGACAGAAAGGGGUCACCUCUAAUUUUGCUAGUGGUGAGGUUAUUUGAAGGGCUGUGUCCCAGCAACAGUGUCCAAAACCUAGAAAUUCAGAUGGCGUCUCAAGUGUUGGAAUUAGAGCACUGCUGAUUUAUUCAUGAUCAGAGUAAGGUCUGGGAUUCAAGAUGAUGACUAGGAGUCAGUUUCGAUAUUUUUAAUGGUGAAGGAAAUGUAUUCUUAUUUCUGUUUUAACAGCAAAAGCUCUCUGUAAUGUUCCAAUAACAAAUCGUAAUUUAUGUUUCAAUAAUUAAUCAAGCUUUGUUUUUCUUUUUUCCCUUUGGUUUUACUGGUGUAGCUGAAAGAAAGUCUAACCAAAUUUAGUGGCAUUGUGAUGUUGACAAUCAGCAUAUUAUACUGGGCACGGCUACCACCGAGCAGAAUUACAUUCCUGUACAUACUGAAUGUUUCUAUUGUAAUUUAAGUUGAAAUGAUGAUGAGCAACUAUA
Messenger RNA from Xiphias gladius (swordfish), 4030 nucleotides. It is a transcript of the gene ttc39a, whose product is annotated as tetratricopeptide repeat domain 39A. Gene Ontology annotation, molecular function: protein binding. The coding region runs from base 179 to 2035 and encodes 618 amino acids. Lineage: Eukaryota; Metazoa; Chordata; Actinopteri; Istiophoriformes; Xiphiidae. The record is from RefSeq and is a predicted model, not a curated record. The transcript has 21 exons.